ACUCCAACAAGCGCUGCCAACGUGAUCGAACUUAAUUUACCUAGUUCAAUAAUAUUGUUGCCGACUAUAUAAUAAGUAACAUUUAUUUAAUUAACAUUCAGCAGUAUCUUAAGAACAACUUAACACGAUGAGUACGAUGCCAGUCAACUCCUCCACCCUCCUCCCUUUGGAGCUGGUGGACAAAUGCAUAGGAUCUAGGAUACACAUAAUCAUGAAAAACGACAAAGAGAUCGUUGGGACUCUCCUGGGAUUCGACGAUUUCGUUAACAUGCUUCUCGAGGACGUCACCGAAUACGAGACGACGCCCGAAGGACGGAGAGUCACCAAACUGGACCAGAUCUUGCUUAACGGAAACAAUAUUACAAUGGUAAUAAAAAAAAAUAAUAAUAACACACGUCCUAAUCACACUAACAACAUUGCUCCGUCAUCAUUCGAACUUUUACAUCCAAUUAAUUGCAAAAAAAAAUAAUAAUAGUAGUAGUAAUAACGUAAUAUUCGCACUUUUUCCAAAAGAAAAAUCCUUAUUGCAAAAAAAAAUAAUAGUUAUAAAAUAAUAAUAAUAAUAAAUAUAUAUAAUCGUUUCUAGUUUCUAAAAUAAAAGGACCAUCACCGAAAACGUGUGGCGAUAUAAAUAAUAACAAAAAUAAAUAAGAUUUUUUUCAUCAGUUUUCGAUUCAAGUGUCGGUUUGUAGGAGUUUGCAGAGAGAAACGAACGUUUUUUUCUUUUCUUUUUUUUGGAAUUUUUGCGUUUUCAAAUGACUUAAGCUAUUUUUUUUGUCUUUCUUCAUUCAAUCUUUAAAUCUACACCAUAAGUAUAUAUAUUUAUAUAUAAAAUUAGAAUUAUUGACGUACCGGCGAUUUGCACUUUUGAAAACACACAAUCUCUUUCGUACAUUUCUUCAUUUUUUUUGUUGUUGUUGUUGUUCUUGUUUAAAUCCUACAUAUCUAUAUAUAUAUAUAUUUUAAUUAUAAUAGUAAAUGCUCACGUCGUCCAAGAAGCAAUCGUCUUGCACAACUUAAACGAUAGUCUUACUUUAACUCUUAUCCUUGGAAUUAAUAUUAACAAUAAAAAUUUUCUUAUGU
Messenger RNA from Nicrophorus vespilloides, 1083 nucleotides. RefSeq names its product U6 snRNA-associated Sm-like protein LSm5. Gene Ontology annotation, molecular function: RNA binding. NCBI's taxonomy places the organism in Eukaryota, Metazoa, Arthropoda, Insecta, Coleoptera, Silphidae. The coding region runs from base 128 to 469 and encodes 113 amino acids. Gene Ontology annotation, cellular component: U6 snRNP; Lsm1-7-Pat1 complex; U4/U6 x U5 tri-snRNP complex. The record is from RefSeq and is a predicted model, not a curated record. Gene Ontology annotation, biological process: mRNA splicing, via spliceosome. The transcript has 2 exons.